AUGCCUGGACCUACGCUAUCGAGUGGUCUCAAUCUGAUACACAAACAAUUGACCUACCAUCCUCCGCAACCCACCUCAAGCUUCGAAGGACAGACAGUCAUUGUGACCGGUGGCAACGCAGGACUAGGACGCGAAGCCUCGAGACAUAUGGCUCAACUGAAUGCUCAACGACUGAUCAUUGCGUGUCGGACUGUGUCCAAAGGAGAAGAGGCCAAGAAAUGGAUUUUGGAGCAGACCAGUUCAAGAACGAAUAUUGAGGUCUGGCAGCUCAAUAUGUCUGAUUAUGGCUCUGUCAAGGCCUUUGCCCAGAGAGCCAAGGGUCUGGAGCGACUUGAUGCAGUUUUGGAGAAUGCUGGUAGCUGGCCGACCAGGUUCGAGAUGCUGGAGGGGCAUGAGGCCACCAUCACUGUCAAUGUCAUAUCGACGUGUCUGCUGGCAUACCUCCUGCUGCCGAAGCUAGAAGAGACUGGUCGGAAGCACGGUAUCACAACACGACUAUCCAUUGUCUCAUCCGACUUACAUAAAUUCGCAACUCUCAAGGCACGCGCAGCCAAGAACAUAUUCGAGGAGCUCAAGGUCGAGGCGACGGAUUAUGACGGACGGUAUAAUGACACCAAGCUACUUGUCGUCAUGUUCAUCCGUAAGUUGGCAGCUGCAAUAUCGAAGCAGCAUGCUGGCAACGAUCAGGUUUCGCUCAAUGCCAUGUCGCCUGGAUGGUGCGAUUCAGCUCUCAAACCUCCCAAGACAUUUGGUGAACGUACGGCGCAGCGGCUGUUGCAACGAUCUACGGACGAAGGAGCUCGCUUGCUGGUCGAUGCUGUCGCGGCGGACAAAGUGGCUGGUCGCAAUGGUCAGUACAUCAGUGAAGGUCAGGUCCGACAAGCUGCAGCCUGGCUGUAUUGUCGGGAAGGCCAGACAACGGAGGACAAAGUCUGGACCGAGCUCAAUGCUAUUCUCGAGUCGAUCGAGCCUGGUUGCACACAUUGGGCAGAGGGAGAAGAGCGCAAGUGGUAG
This is a messenger RNA of Recurvomyces mirabilis, 1014 nucleotides long. RefSeq lists its product as uncharacterized. NCBI's taxonomy places the organism in Eukaryota, Fungi, Ascomycota, Dothideomycetes, Mycosphaerellales, Teratosphaeriaceae. The record is from RefSeq and is a predicted model, not a curated record. The transcript is spliced from 3 exons. The coding region runs from base 1 to 1014 and encodes 337 amino acids.